Messenger RNA from Saimiri boliviensis boliviensis (Bolivian squirrel monkey), 1324 nucleotides. RefSeq names its product aspartate beta-hydroxylase domain containing 1 (gene ASPHD1). The record is from RefSeq and is a predicted model, not a curated record. Lineage: Eukaryota; Metazoa; Chordata; Mammalia; Primates; Cebidae. Gene Ontology annotation, cellular component: membrane.
AUGAAGGAGGGGAGAAGGAGCUUCAGCGUGGAGAGAGGAGAGAGGCCGCGGAAGGAGAGCGCCCAGAGUGGAAUGUGGAAGGGAAACAGCCCAGCGGGGAGCCAGGGGACAGCCAUGGAAGGGACAGGUGGGGACCUGGGAGGACAGAGGAACUGGGGUCCGGAGGAUGCUCCAGGCCUGUUGGCUAGGGCCUCCCUGACAAUGCUCCCGUGGCCACUGCCUCUGGCCUCCUCGGCCCUCACCUUGCUCCUUGGGGCCCUCACUUCUCUGUUCCUCUGGUACUGCUACCGCCUGGGUUCCCAAGACAUGGAGGCCCUGGGGGCUGGGAGCCGGGCUGGGGGUGUUCGUGGUGGGCCUGUGGGAUGCUCCGAGGCUGGUGGGUCAAGCCCAAGGGGUCCUGGGGAGCCCGGGGAAGGACCUAGGACAGAAGGCCUAGUGAGCCGGCGGCUUCGGGCCUACGCCCGGCGCUACUCCUGGGCUGGGAUGGGUAGAGUGAGGCGGGCAGCUCAGGGUGGCCCAGGCCCCGGGGGAGGGCCAGGGGUCCUAGGCAUUCAGCGCCCAGGCCUGCUUUUCCUACCAGACCUGCCUUCAGCCCCCUUUGUGCCGCGGGACGCCCAGCGGCACGACGUGGAGCUCCUGGAGAGCAGUUUUCCUGCCAUUUUGCGGGACUUCGGGGCUGUGAGCUGGGACUUCUCAGGGACUACCCCUCCGCCUCGGGGCUGGUCCCCACCUCUGGCCCCCGGGUGCUACCAGCUCCUGCUGUACCAAGGAGGCCGGUGCCAACCCAGCAACUGCCGCCGGUGCCCGGGGGCCUAUCGGGCACUGAGGGGACUUCGAAGCUUUAUGAGUGCCAACACCUUCGGCAAUGCCGGCUUUUCCGUCCUCCUGCCUGGGGCCCGGCUCGAGGGCCGCUGCGGGCCCACCAAUGCCCGGGUCAGAUGCCAUCUGGGCCUGAAGAUCCCUCCUGGCUGUGAGCUGGUGGUUGGCGGUGAGCCCCAGUGCUGGGCUGAGGGGCACUGUCUACUGGUGGACGACUCUUUUCUGCACACAGUGGCUCACAAUGGCUCCCCCGAAGAUGGGCCUCGAGUGGUCUUCAUCGUGGACCUCUGGCACCCCAACGUGGCAGGGGCCGAGCGCCAGGCCCUCGACUUUGUCUUCGCACCAGACCCCUGAAGGAAGGUGCUCCCUUCACACUCCUGGGCUGGAGAGACGCUGCGCUCAGGGACGGCUUCAUGGUAGCCAGUCCAUACUGCGGGGGGUGGGCGGGGCGGAGGGUGGGCACUGGCUAGUGAGCACUGAAAUAUAAAUUCUGAAUCUUCUCCUA